Molecule: messenger RNA, 3560 nt
Organism: Aspergillus saccharolyticus JOP 1030-1
Lineage: Eukaryota; Fungi; Ascomycota; Eurotiomycetes; Eurotiales; Aspergillaceae
Product: 116 kDa U5 small nuclear ribonucleoprotein component
Exons: 4
Coding region: 365-3325 (986 amino acids)
Biological process (GO): mRNA splicing, via spliceosome
Cellular component (GO): U2-type catalytic step 2 spliceosome; U4/U6 x U5 tri-snRNP complex; cytosol
Molecular function (GO): GTPase activity; U5 snRNA binding; GTP binding
Source: RefSeq, a predicted model, not a curated record
GGAACUCAACGGAGCGAAACAAGACGCCAAGCUCGGGCCGGGGUGAUGUGAUUUGCCUCGUAAGUAUCCGGGCACAACCUCAACAGCUCCACAGCAGGGAAAAAGCAUAAGGACGAAGAGGCAUUCCCUGGCAAGGGCAGCAUAAGUCGCAAAAAAGAAGGAAAGAGAAAAAACAAAGAAGAUAGGGUCACUAUCACCGUCAAUUCGGCAAGCAAUUGAGGUCAGACAACGAGGGUCUGGCUGAUCAUUCUUAAGAACGACCCCCUCCAGAAAAAAGAGAUGCUCUGUCGGCUCCAGCCUUGGUAAGUUUUGUGUGAGCCGCCCAAUAUACUUAGUGUUCAAGCUACUAUCUUCACACGUCGCGAUGGACGAUCUCUACGACGAAUUCGGCAACUAUAUUGGCGAGGUGGGAGAAUCGGAUGAAGAAUCUGCUCACCAUCGCGGUGAUGAGCCCCAAUCAUCUGCUUUCGACGAAGCUUUCACGGGAGAUGAAGAUGAUACAGCCAGUGAGCAUCAAUUGAUGGAAGUGGACGAAGGUCCGUCGAAUGCCGUUAUUCUUCAUGAAGACAAACAGUAUUAUCCAAGUGCUCAGCAAGUGUACGGGGAAGAUGUCGAAACUCUUGUCCAAGAGGAGGACGCGCAACCUCUUUCGGAGCCUAUGAUUGCGCCAGUGCAACAAAAGAAAUUCGCAAUUGAAGAAGCAGAGCUGCCGCGAGUUUAUUACUCACGUGAAUUUAUGAUGGACUUGCUCAGUUUUCCUGAGCAGAUAAGGAAUAUAGCAAUUGUCGGUCAUCUACAUCACGGCAAGACGGCUUUUAUGGACAUGCUUGUUACGCAGACCCAUGAUUUAACUGAUCGCUUGGAGAAGCGAGCCGGUAAACGAAAAGAGGAGCAACUUCGUUAUACUGAUGUUCACUUCUUAGAAAGGGAAAGGGGACUUUCUAUCAAGACGGCUCCAAUGAGCUUGGUCCUUCAAGGCACGAGAGGCAAAUCCCAUCUUUUCAAUAUUCUUGAUACUCCGGGACAUGUCAAUUUCGUCGAUGAAGUGGCGGCUGCAUGUCGGCUAGCUGACGGUGUCGUGCUGAUCGUCGACGUUGUCGAAGGCGUGCAAGCCAACACUGAGCAGAUCAUCAAGCACGCUAUACUUGAAGACCUCCCACUCACGCUUGUUCUAAACAAGAUGGAUCGCUUGAUUUUGGAACUCAAGAUACCACCAAACGACGCUUACUUCAAGUUGAAGCACGUGGUUGAGGAGGUCAACACUAUUAUCGAGAAUGUCAUACCAGGUCAGGGUGAGAAGAAACGACUCAGCCCAGAACGGGGCAAUGUUUCCUUUGCAUGCGCGUCCAUGGGAUGGUGCUUCACCUUGGAAUCGUUUGCCAAGAUGUAUGCAGAAUCCCAUCCUCAGAUUGAGCCCGUCGAGUUCGGUCGACGUCUAUGGGGCGACAUCUUCUACAAUCCUAGGAGUCGAAAGUUCACACGCAAGGGAUUGGAGGAUCAAUCAAAGAGGACAUUUAUAAAGUUUGUUCUGGAGCCUAUUUACAAACUUUACUCGCACACUUUGAGCGAAAGUCCAGAAGACCUCAAAGACACGCUGUCCAGCAUUGGUAUUGAUCUCAAACCGUCGCAGCUGAGGGCUGACGCAAAAGCCCUAAUUCACCUGGUUUGUGAUCAAUUCUUCGGUCCUGCAACAGGAUUCGUGGAUAUGGUGCUUCAGCACGUACCCUCCCCAGCAGCUGGUGCACAAAGGAAACUGGAGCGGCAUUACACAGGGCCUUUGGAUACAAGGGUCGCAGCGGCAAUGGCUGUGUGCGACCCUGAUGGCCCACUCGUGGUACAUGUUACAAAGCUCUUUGCCAGUACGGACGCUUCUAAAUUUCACUCAUUCGGAAGAAUCAUGAGUGGCACGGUCAGGCCUGGUCAACAGGUCCGUGUACUUGGUGAAGGCUAUACCCCCGAAGACGAGGAGGAUAUGGUUAUUGCAACAAUCUCUGACGCAUGGAUUGCGGAAACCGCCUACAGCAUUCCAACGACCGGAGUUCCUGCUGGCAAUCUUGUUCUUCUCGGGGGCGUAGACAAUUCUAUUGUGAAGACAGCAACUAUUGUGCCACUCCAGCUUGAUCAAAAUGAGGACGCCUACGUUUUCAAUUCGAUCCGGCAUAUGAGUGAAUCUGUGUUUAAGGUUGCUGUCGAGCCCGUCAACCCUUCUGAAUUGCCCAAGAUGCUUGAUGGUCUUCGUAAGGUGAACAAAAGCUAUCCCUUGGUUUCGACCAAAGUAGAGGAAUCAGGUGAGCACGUGCUUCUGGGGACCGGUGAGCUCUAUGUGGACUGCGUGCUUCACGAUCUUCGGAGAUUAUUUUCCGAAAUGGAGAUCAAAGUCUCGGAUCCUGUUACCCGCUUUUGCGAGACUGUUGUUGAGACAUCAGCCAUCAUGUGCUAUUCCAUCACUCCCAACAAAAAGAACAAGAUUACCAUGAUUGCGGAACCUUUAGAUGAUGGUAUUGCUGAGGAUAUUGAGAGCGGCAGAGUGAGCAUCAAAGACCCAAUCCGCAAAGUGGCUCGCUUCUUCGAAGAAAAAUAUGAAUGGGAUAAGCUGGCGGCGCGAAGUAUCUGGGCAUUUGGUCCCGAUGAGAUGAGUCCCAAUAUCCUGCAGGACGAUACCCUGCCUUCCCAGGUCGACAAAAAGCUUCUCGGCAGCGUCAGGGAUUCCAUCACCCAAGGUUUCAGCUGGGGCACGAGGGAAGGACCUUUAUGUGAAGAACCGAUCCGUAACGCACGUUUCAGGCUCACAGACGUCUCGCUUGCUGAUCAAGCCAUCUACAGAGGAGGUGGGCAGAUCAUCCCCACCUCCCGACGGGCUAUCUACUCUUCUUUUUUGAUGGCAUCUCCGCGUUUAAUGGAACCCAUUUACGCCUGUACAAUGACAGGGCCUGCAGAUGCGGUCGCAUCGGUGUAUACUGUCCUUUCUCGGAGACGAGGCCACGUACUUUCCGAUGGGCCUAUCGCCGGCACGCCACUUUACACUGUCCGCGGCUUGGUACCAGUGAUAGACUCCUUCGGGUUCGAGACAGACCUCAGAAUUCAUACGCAAGGUCAGGCAGCUGUGAGUCUCGUUUUUGACAAGUGGAGCGUCGUCCCAGGGGACCCACUCGAUCGUGAAGUCAAGGUAAAGCCGUUGGAAAUGGCUCCUGCAAUGGCCACCGCUCGCGACUUUGUCCUCAAGACUCGAAGGCGCAAGGGUCUGGCAGAGGAUGUAACUGUGAGCAAGUUCUUGGAGCCGGAACUGUGGAAGGGAUUAAAGGAAAGCGGUGUUCUAGACUCAUGAAAAACUUGGCCAUGGUGGUGACUAUAUGAUCUAUUUGUUACAAGUUGUACUUGAUGAAACGUUGUAAGAUCAUGAUCAUAUGCAGGAUUACUUCUUUGUUAUCAUCCAUGGUGCAAAGUCGAGAGCAACUUGGAUGAAACAAAAGUCAACAACUGUAAGAUCUAGCAAAAUCACCGGCAGCUUUCGAGCAUUUUUGCAAUAACUCCCAUAAGUGUUCCAUUUUCCAACGCAGCAG